GAGUUAAAUUCACUUGAUAAUUUUGUGUCUCUGUGCUGAAAUUUUGCUUCUGGUUAACCAUUUUAAACUAUUGAUUGUUUUACUCGGUGAAAUUUUUAUAUUCAAUUGUUAAUUGUUAAUCAAAAGUGUUGAUUGUUAAGCAAAGAAAAUGGCUGAAAAAUUAACUAAUGAUCUUGAAAAUCUUAAUGUUAACAACGAUGAUUGUGUUACCCUGGAAGAGACAAUGAUUGAGGAAAUUGUUGAUUGUGAUCAACCAUCAACAUCUAAAUUGUUAGGGUGUAGAGGUAAGAAUAUCGAUCACAAUUUAGUAAUAUUAACAAUUAGGAAAAACAUAAUUUAUAUUUCAGCUUAAUUGAGAUUCAAGUUUCUCGUUGACAAUUAACUCAAUCUCUUCCUGAUGUAAUCUUGGUUCCAAUGAUUUCGUGUUGAUUUUAAUUGCUGGAAAAAUGUAGAUGAUUAUUUUUAAAGGGAGAAAAUUGUUUACAAUUAGAUUAAUUGUGAUUUAAGAUAAAUCAAAUGAAUUGAAAUUAGAAAUUUUCACCUUUCAAUUGUAACUUUGGCUUUCGAUUUGGAUAAUAAUCAAUCCCGUUAAUCUUUCUGGUUGAACAAAUGGAUUAAAAAUCAUCAGAGAAGUACUUUGAUUAAUCCUUUCCCUUUCCUUUUUUAGCGAACAAUUAAUUAACUAAUUUACUAAUUGGGUUGUAUGUUUUUCUUUUUCUUAUUUUCUAACAGGUCACAAACAUCACCACAAAAUAAACAUCACCAUAAACAUGGACAUGGACACACUCAUGGUCACAAUCAUGGACAUGGUCAUGAUCAUCAUCACCAUCAUGGUCAUCAUGGAUGGCACGAUGAAAUGAGUGACCAUCACCAUGGUGGUCAUCAUGCUCAUGGUCAUCAUGCUGGACACAAGCACGACCAUGGACAUGGACACAGCCAUAAACAUGGACAUAAAAAUGAGCACGGCCACAAACACGGGCAUAAACAUGGCCACAAACAUGGACAUGAUCAUAAACAUAAACAUGCCGAUAAACAUAAUCAUGAAGAUAUUCAUGAUAAGAAAAUAAUCAAAGUGAUCAAGAUUAUUGAUGCCGAGUAAACAAUCAAUGUUAACUCUGGUCAGCAAAUGAUCACAUUGAAAAAAAUGACCAAUUGAAAGCCUGGUGCUUAUUGGUUUUUGGGAAUCUAUUGGAUAUAUAAUUAAGUUAACAUUAUGUAAUCAAGUUAAUUUGGGUUAAUCAAUAAAAUUUUUCUACUUGAA
Messenger RNA from Panonychus citri (citrus red mite), 1261 nucleotides. RefSeq lists its product as uncharacterized. The record is from RefSeq and is a predicted model, not a curated record. NCBI's taxonomy places the organism in Eukaryota, Metazoa, Arthropoda, Arachnida, Trombidiformes, Tetranychidae. The transcript has 2 exons. The coding region runs from base 704 to 1099 and encodes 131 amino acids.